CUGUCGAUACGGAGAGAGGCGUGCACGUGGGUGUUCGGGUGUCACUCUAUCCCAGCUGGACGGGCACAACACAGAUUUCAAAGGAGAGAGAACACCCUGCAGCGCAGGACGCGCCAGACUGAUCACCAUCACUUCUCUUUUGGAUUAAACGUUUCCGGGCGCGUUUUGAUACUUCAGAGCUAAAGGUUGAAGUUGAGGCUUGUUGGCCUUUUGGGGGGAGUUUCACGUGUCUCCGUUUGGCACCAGACGCAUCUGUCAUCUACCGUCACUGGGUGCCUGAACCUGUCAAAAUCAUGCCGGCCGGGUUUCAGCAGCUCGGAGGGGAGACAGUGACUGGAACCUUUGCUCUCUCAGUCUUCACUGCUGUCCUGGGAUCUCUGCAGUUUGGGUACAACAUCGGCGUCAUCAAUGCGCCACAGAAGAUGAUUGAGGAGGACUACAAUGCGACAUGGGUGCACCGGUAUGGACAGCCCAUCCCCUCAGGGACCCUCACGUCCCUCUGGUCCCUGUCCGUGGCCAUCUUCUCCAUCGGUGGCAUGCUGUCCUCCUUCUGCGUGGGCUUCGUCUCAGAGUGGCUGGGCAGGAGGAAAGCCAUGCUCAUAAACAACUUGUUUGCCUUCAUCGGUGGAAGCCUGAUGGGGUUGUCCAAGCUCUGCCGCUCCUUCGAAAUGAUGAUCCUCGGACGCUUUGUCAUCGGCGCCUACUGUGGAUUAGCAUCAGGCUUGACACCGAUGUACGUGGGUGAGAUAGCCCCUACAAGUCUGCGAGGGGCGCUGGGAACACUGCACCAGCUGGCCAUAGUCACUGGUAUUCUCAUAGCUCAGAUCCUGGGUCUGGAGGUGUUACUGGGCAGUGAGGACUUGUGGCCAGUUCUGUUGGGUUUAACUGUUGUGCCGACAGUACUUCAGAUGUCAUUUCUGCCCUUCUGCCCUGAGAGCCCCCGCUUCCUUUACAUCGUCCGCUGCCAGGAGCACCAGGCCAAGAGAGGCCUGCGGAGGUUGACGGGCAGGCAGGAGGUGGGCGACAUGCUGGCAGAGAUGAAGGAGGAGAAGAGAAAGAUGGACAUGGAGAGGAAGGUGUCCAUCCUGGAGCUCUUUCGCUCGCCGCUUUACCGCCAACCCAUCAUCAUUUCCAUCCUGCUGCAGCUCUCCCAGCAGCUAUCUGGGAUCAAUGCAAUUUUCUACUACUCCACCAGUAUCUUCAUGAAGGCAGGAGUCCAGAGUCCUGUCUAUGCCACCAUAGGAGCAGGCGCGAUAAACUGUGCCUUCACUGUGGUCUCGCUCUUCCUGAUAGAGAGGAUGGGACGACGGACGCUCCACAUGCUAGGACUUGGGGGGAUGUGCAUCUGUGCCAUCAUCAUGACCGUGGCCCUCGCUUUGUUGGAAAGUGUUCCAUGGAUGAGCUACAUCAGCAUGCUGGCCAUCUUUGGCUUCGUAGCCUUCUUUGAGAUCGGUCCUGGUCCCAUUCCCUGGUUCUUUGUAGCUGAGCUGUUCUCCCAGGGUCCAAGGCCGGCUGCCAUGGCUGUGGCUGGCUUUUCCAACUGGACUGCCAACUUCAUCAUUGGCAUGUGCUUCCAAUAUGUUGCAGACCUUUGCGGGCCAUAUGUCUUCCUUAUCUUCGCAGCACUCCUCCUCUUCUUCCUCAUCUUCACAUUCUUCCGGGUGCCAGAGACGCGGGGCAAGACCUUCGACCAGAUUGCAGCAAACUUCCACCAGCACUCAGCAGGAAUGAUGGAUAUGGACAUGGACAUGGACAUGGACCUGGACAAGCCCAGCACAGAGCUGGACUACUUGGGGGAGGAAAGAAUGAACUGAGGAGUCGCUGCCUGAAGAGAGAUGGAACUGAGUACAGCUUGGGAAGAACUGUGACUGUGGGCCUGACUCCAAACUUUUAUUUUCUGACAUGUAUACUGAUACACACAUGUAUACAGUGUAUAUAUAUAUAGAUUGUGGUGCCAAAGGUGUGUUUUGGAAUUGUCCUUUGCUGGUACCACUGCAAUAUGGAGGUUAAUGGUUACGAAUUGAGCCUUAACAAAGGCUGCAAACUGGAUUAAGAGCUGACAAAGUGUUUGGACUGUUGAGGCAUUGACUGCCGAUGUGGUAGGAUUUUAUUCCAUGGUGAUGCACUCAGUUGCAAUAUUGACAGACGGAGGAGGGGACUUUGGUAUUCCUGCACUUUAUAUACAAAGACAUCCAAAGUUUUCAAAGUUUGGAGGUAAAAAAAAGAACAUGGAGUUAAGUAUGCAGCCUACUUGUGCUACAGCUGGGAACACUCCAGAGGUGAAACACGCAGUAACUGACAGAUGUAAGUGGGAGACUAGCCUUCAGUUUUACCGUUAUAACUUCAAGUAGAGGAUCAUUAUGUGAAAGCUGUAAGAAAUCAAACAUCUGAUUAAUUCUUUGGUUAAUAUGAAAAAAAAAAUCUUGAAAAAAAUGUUAUUUUUAUCUAAAUUUUAGUGUCAAGAAAAGUAUGAUUUUCACAGGCAGUACUAAAACUCAGGUAUUGGAUCAGUGUAGGAAAAUGUCAAGCAAUGCCCAGCCCGAAUAUAAAUUGUUUUAGGUGUCCCACUGAGUAACCUAGGCUCUCUUUAGUCUUUCCAAGGUAAAGUCUUCAUCAAACUGGGCUUUCAGUCACGUGUUGUGUUCCCAUCUUAAGCUCAGGCAAAGUGCUGAGAGCAAAUCACAAAGUGUUUUUCUCAUCUUGAGGAAACUCAUUGCACAACCUGCAGAAGCACAAUUUUAGUACGUCAUAUGUACAUCCAGUGUGUUAUUUGGUUGUUGAUAUUAAGGGUAUGAGGGUCUAAAAGUUUAAAUUCUUUAUGCACUCCAGUAGGUGUUUGGUUUUGUAAACAGAGGCCCGAUAUACUAGAGCAAGAUGUGCAAUCAAAGGGCUGCUUGUUAAGAGUAGAUCUUCUUGUAGAAUUUUUUUUUUUUUUUUUUUUUUUAAAUCACAUGCAACAUGUUUGUGCAUUUUCUUGGCAUCUGUCAUGUGUGCUGUUUGCUGUCUAUUCCUUAAUGGUGUGUAAGUUACUUUCUGAGGGUUCAUAUUGAGGUUGUUCAGAGAGGACCUGUAAUUUGUAUCGUGAACAUUGAUGCUGUGGUCAUGUUGUGACUAAAAGGAUGCAAGUACUGUAAAUAAUACUACUGAAAACAACUGUGAACCCCCCCCCCUUUAAUUUGACUAGUGCUGGAAAUUGUGUUGUUUAAUAUUAAGUGAACAAAUUUUAAAAACAAAUGCAAAUAUAGUCAAAAGCAGCACCUAAUUCUGCCCCCCGUCAAAUUGUGUGAAGAAAUGAGGACUGAAUCCUGAGAUUUGCAAACAUGAUUUAUUAAUCAGCAUUUUAAGUACUGACAUUGCACAUAAUCCCCUCCAAAGAAAAGCACACACACAAAUAAGUAAAACAAAAAAAUACACUCUUUUCAUCAAUUUACCCUCAAAUGAGGAGAUGAAGGGAGCAGUAUGUUUUAAGGACUGACUGAGGUGGUAACAGAACUAAACUGACCCCCAUAAUGCACCACCAACCUUACACCUGCUUGGUUUUCCCCUCUUCAACCAAAUUAAAAAAAAAGUUAAAUAAAAAUCAAGGCUGGUUUCUCUAUGAACUACUUGAUGUGUCCCUUCUAGGCAAUUAAAGAAAA
Molecule: messenger RNA, 3638 nt
Organism: Chelmon rostratus (copperband butterflyfish)
Lineage: Eukaryota; Metazoa; Chordata; Actinopteri; Chaetodontiformes; Chaetodontidae
Product: solute carrier family 2, facilitated glucose transporter member 4-like
Exons: 11
Coding region: 294-1814 (506 amino acids)
Biological process (GO): monosaccharide transmembrane transport
Cellular component (GO): membrane
Molecular function (GO): hexose transmembrane transporter activity
Source: RefSeq, a predicted model, not a curated record